CGUUAAGCCCCAAACCACCACCAUCGCCCAAUGCUCAUCCAUAACCGCAACCGCCGACUACAGCCGCCGAGCUCCGACGGAAUUUGAUCGCCGUACGGUGAAGCUGCCGGAGGCGUUUUCUAAAAACUCUACGUGCUCGGCACCUGUCACGUCUCCGAGGGUUCAUGGAGUUCCUCUUUGCAUUUUGAGUUCCCAUGCAUGUAGAGUACAAAAGAGCGAGUAAUAAGCUAUCAAGUAACAUGUCUGAGAAUCAUCCACUUCAGGCCUUGUUUCAUAACAUUGAUCAUGUCUCGAAUUUCGUUCAACACCAUCUCUCCAAUUUGGUAGGACUUCAAGUUCAGUCCUCAGGACCCUCUGGUAGAGGCUCUCUUUUCUCUAUCUCUUCCUCCAUCAAAGCCCCACUUGCAAAAUUAACAUCUUCUGUACAACCUGGUGAUAACAUCCUCAAGAUAUCAGGUAACAUGUCUGAGAAUCAUCCACUUCAGGCCUUGUUUCAUAGCAUUGAGCAUGUCUCGAAUUUCGUUCAACACCAUCUCUCCAAUUUGGUCGGACUUCAAGUUCAGUCAUCUGGACCCUCUGGUAGAGGCUCUCUUUUCUCCAUCUCUUCCUCCAUCGAAGCCCCACUUGCAAAAACAACAUCGUCUGUACAACCUGGUGAUAACAUCCUCCAGGGAAAGUCUGCUCCCCCCGUGACUAAAGAAGAGCUUGGGAGGGCAACAUGGACUUUUCUUCACACUCUUGCUGCUCAGUAUCCAGAUAAUCCUACAAGACAGCAGAAGAAGGAUGUCAAAGAACUUGUACAGAUCUUGUCGCGAUUGUACCCUUGCAAGGAAUGCGCAGAUCACUUUAAAGAAGUUCUUAGAGCAAAUCCUGUACAGGCUGAGUCGCAUGCUCAAUUUUCUCAUUGGCUAUGUCAUGUGCAUAAUGUUGUCAAUAGAAGCCUUGGCAAACCGGUAUUUCCCUGCGAAAGAGUUGAUGCAAGGUGGGGCAAACUGGAGUGUGAGCAGAAAGCAUGUGAAAUUAUUGGAAGCACAUCAUUUUUUGGGAAGAUUUAGCAGAAUUUUAUUUCAACAAUGACAGCUGCAUAUAUCAUGUGAAGUAUGUCCUGCAUUUGGAUAUUGCUAUGAGUAGAUAUGUGCAGAUAUUCCCAUUAGCCAUUUUUUUAGUAUUAUUCUUAAUUUAUUAAAUUUUCGCGUACCUUAA
Molecule: messenger RNA, 1203 nt
Organism: Lotus japonicus
Lineage: Eukaryota; Viridiplantae; Streptophyta; Magnoliopsida; Fabales; Fabaceae
Product: FAD-linked sulfhydryl oxidase ERV1-like
Exons: 9
Coding region: 195-1055 (286 amino acids)
Cellular component (GO): mitochondrion
Molecular function (GO): flavin adenine dinucleotide binding; flavin-dependent sulfhydryl oxidase activity
Source: RefSeq, a predicted model, not a curated record